GUGACUUCAGGGCCAUUUAACCAGUUGUAUACUGGUAUAAUGUUUCUGAGUUGUCAUCGGUGAGUCCGGCCUCAUCCCGCUCAGUGUGACACACACUGUUCUGGUUGUUGUUUCUGUCCCACAAGGAGUUCCUACUGUUCAUCAUGGGCCACAAAACCAGAACAUGGGAGGUGAUUCAUGAUGACUGUCAGUAAUUGAUGGGGGCUAAGAGUUUGCCAUUGUUUAUGACUACAUCAUUAAGUCAUAAACAAGGCUGGGGAAUAUCAGCUUUUACCAGUGUUGGUUUUUUUUUAAGACCUCCAAAAUCAUAUCAGGUUUUCCCAAGUAUCUAAAUUUUUGCUCCUAUACCUUUUGACCACAAUUUACUGUAAAUGCAGAUCAGAAAACCCAAACGACGAACUGGUGACGCAGCUUUGCUCCCACGUAACUCAUGUGCACACAAACCACAGUCUCUGUGCAGCUUACUUUCCGUUUCUCUUCAGGAAGCUCUUGUUUGUUUAGUCGUCUCUUUUAUGCAAAUGAGAUGCAUGAACUCGGCUGUAUCGUUGGCAAGCAUCACUGCUUUCCAAGCCCUCGGAAAAAAAGUGUGUAACUCUAAAUGUCACCUGUCUAUAUCUCCCAUGAGGGGCCAUACUCCCUCAGAAGAACACACUUAGCUAUAGAUCAGAGACUGAUGAGAAGUUAAGACAAGCGUUUUAUUGUCUGCUGAAAUGACACCAGGUUCAAACCACCCACCUUCAGUCUCGAGGAAAGCGUUUGAAAGGAAUUUGUGUUCUCUGUGUGGGAAACGCAGAUGUGAAAAAAUCUUAUCAGAUUCAAGAAUAAAGGAUCAGAAAAAUCCCAAAUCACCCUCUUUUGGGGACUGCCUGCGGCUUUUCUUCAAGGACCGAGCCAGGAUGGAACCUCAGGCACCACACAAGGACUCUUACACUGAACUGACUGAGAGGAGACUGAGAGAAUUGGCAUCGAAGUGGUUCGUAGAGACUCAAGUGCCUCUCAUUGUCCACAAUGGCUUCUUUCCUUCUUGGUUCCUGGGUUUCAUCACUAGAGAAGAUGCUGAAGAAAUACUUAGAGAAAAGAAGCUGGGCUAUUUCCUGGUGCGUCUCAGUGCCAAAGCCAUCGGGUACAUACUGUCAUAUAAAGGCAGGGAUCGAUGUCGACACUUUGUGAUCAACCAAACAGAAAAUGGGCAGUUUGUCGUCUGUGGAGACGACGAGCUACACGACACGGUGCCCGAUCUAAUAGAAUACUACAAGACAAACCCAAUUGAGCCAUUCAGAGAAUAUCUGACAUCGUCAUGCUUUGAGGUAAUGACUGAAGAGCUGUAUGACACCAUCCACAUCAGCCCUAAAGAAAAAACUGUGGAAACACAACGUGCGUCACCUCAAACACAGCCACCAAGGAGCGACAUGGAAGAGGAAGUGCCACCAUUGCCUCAGAGAAGCAGACACCUUGACGUUGGCUCCCCACAUGACCAGGACAGGCUUUUAUAUGCUCAGCUCAACAAGCAAUCACCCAGAGAGUCUCCAAGAACCCAAAACUGUCAACGCCAUUUACCUGAAGACAAUGUGGAGAGGGCUGACAGAUCCACUGCAAGGGACCACAGUGUCAGUCGUUGUAGUACUCCAUCCAGACCGGACGUGAGCUCCGAUGUGGAGCACCACUACAGGCUGAAUGUGCCCCCCCAAACUCCACCGAGACUUUCCCCCAAGCCCAUCAGACAACCCACGAGCAGCAACCCGUGGUCGCAGAAGACAGCACCCAGCAGUCUGAACUACAUGGGUGACAGCGCUGUCUAUUACCUGGCUGGCAGCCCACACACUGCACUGUCUGAGAGUAGCUCGCUGCCGUUAGAGCAGCAAAGUGAUUUAGUGUACGACGAGGUCCCCAGUGAAGGCAUCUUCUCUCAAGAAGACAUAUACGAGAUGAUUCCUGGCAGUGAAAGUUCAGUUCAUCCCAAACUCAUCAGCAACACGUAUGAGCCUUUGGAGGACGUCAGACCCAAGGUGGUAAAGAAUGAUAAAUGGAAAUGGCUUUUCCCUGACGCCAAGAGGAAAUGGUGAAGAGGUUGAACUGCCUGAGGGAAGCAAUUACUAAUUCUACUUUGACACUACUGGGCUUCCAGGAUGCACUCAGUGAAAUAGAUAUUUAAAUAUCAUCUUCUGUAUUUUUGCUUGUUAAAUCUAUUUAUUUAAAAAGGAUGAGGCAUUUACUUUUUACAGACGUAAACCAAGGCACUAAAACGUAAUGUAUAAUCUUUACUGACAUUUUGCAAAACAUUUCAUGACAUUAAAUAACGAUUCCCAGAGACUGGAUCAGGCGUGAGGUUUUUUAAAUAUUAAAUAUGAAAUAUUUAUAUUGAAUUACAAUUGCA
Solea senegalensis (Senegalese sole) is the source of this 2374-nucleotide messenger RNA. RefSeq names its product SH2 domain-containing protein 7-like. Gene Ontology annotation, cellular component: cytoplasm. The transcript is spliced from 8 exons. NCBI's taxonomy places the organism in Eukaryota, Metazoa, Chordata, Actinopteri, Pleuronectiformes, Soleidae. The record is from RefSeq and is a predicted model, not a curated record. The coding region runs from base 711 to 2063 and encodes 450 amino acids.